This is a messenger RNA of Strongyloides ratti, 357 nucleotides long. RefSeq lists its product as hypothetical. Bases 1 to 357 code for a protein of 118 amino acids. The record is from RefSeq and is a predicted model, not a curated record. The transcript has a single exon. NCBI's taxonomy places the organism in Eukaryota, Metazoa, Nematoda, Chromadorea, Rhabditida, Strongyloididae.
AUGGUUAGUAUUAACUUUGGAGAUAAUUAUCAUCACCAAAAACGUAAAUAUACUUUUAAAUCAGAGGAUGAGAAAAAUGCUGAUCCAGAUUAUAGGAAAAAAAGAGAUCGUAAUAAUAUUUUAUCUUGGAAAGCUAAACAAAAAAAAGCAAUAUUAAUACAAAAUUUAUUAAAUGAAAAUAAAAUAAAUAAGGAAAAAUUAGAGAUUUAUAAAAGAGAAAAUAUGAUACUAUGGAAAAAAUUUGAAAAUCUUUUUAAUAAAUUAAUAAUUGAAAAAAAAAAUUUAGAUAUAUCAAAUAAUUAUAUUAAAAUAUUAGAAAAAAAAUUGGAUCAAUUUAAUAAUUAUUUUAAUAAUUAA